Passer montanus (Eurasian tree sparrow) is the source of this 4095-nucleotide messenger RNA. RefSeq lists its product as uncharacterized. The record is from RefSeq and is a predicted model, not a curated record. The transcript has 5 exons. The coding region runs from base 2166 to 3425 and encodes 419 amino acids. NCBI's taxonomy places the organism in Eukaryota, Metazoa, Chordata, Aves, Passeriformes, Passeridae.
CCGCCGCAGCCCGGCGCCGCACCGCCCCUCCGCCGGGCAGCGGCCCCCAACAUGGCGGCGCCCAGGGGGCUUCAGGCGCCGCGUGAGGGACGGCCAAUCCUGCGGCUGGAGAUGGGCGGGGAGGCGGGACUUACGUGACUGACAGAGACAUCAGCCAAUGGGAGAGCAGCGCGAUGAGCUGUGGUGAGGCGCUCUGUGCUCUCGGGCUGUGCCCGGAUCGGGGUCCCGCGGGCGGCCGCCGCUUCCUGAGGGUGCUGUGCCUCAGGGAGGGAGCCCGGGACACCGCCAGCACCUCCCGCUCGGUGGCACCAGCUGCUGUGGCGCUGGCUGUUCCGUGCCCAGCUCCGUGAGGGCUCAGGGGCCUCAGAUGGAUGUGGCCCCGAGUCCCCUCAGCCCCAGUGCUGUGAGGGCAGCAUCGCUUGUGGCGGCCCUGGGGGACAGAGCACCGCGACCCCCAGGGCAGAGCUCUGUGAGGGCACCGCGGGCCGGCUGGAAACAGCGCUUCUCACGGCCUCAUCCUCCCCAGCGCCCCUCAUCGCCCCAGCCUCGCACGGGGGCUGCUCGCUGCUCCCAGCAGCUGCAGAGGAAGACCUUGGUGGUUCUGUAUUUCCUUCGUGCCCCUCAAGGGAGUGGGGAGCUCCUGAGGGGCUCUGCAGCCUCCCUGCUGCUGUGGACAUUGUGUAGUGCCUGGUGUAGCUGCUGCUGAUGCAGGGCACCCUGUUGUUAACAGCAGCAUUGUCAUUUCCUGCUCGCUCUUCUCCUUGGCAGAGAGCACCGUGGAAUGUGGCUGUGGAGCUGGAAGGGAUUCUGGUAGGAAAGCACCUCUGUGGAGUCAGCAGAAAGCAAGACAUUAACCUUUAGUUCCACCAGCACUACAGCUGGGAACAGGGGGAAGGCACGUCUUGCUUCAGAAGGUCUUGGCUUUAUCUGUGCCAGGAAACGUGAGAACCAGAAUAGACAUGAAAAGGAAGGAAAUAAACAAGUACACAUGGUUUUAUGCAGUUGUGAAAGGAGAGAUGAAGAUUCAAAUGCAGGCAGGAACUGAACAUCAGAAAGAGCAUGGGAAGAGAUGCUGAGGUCCAGAGGGGAGAACAAGAGGGAUACAGAACCUCUCACUUGUCAUUCUCGCGGAUCUUGUGCCAUCUUAUCAGCAAAUGUGCUGGUGUUGCUGCUUUCUCGUGUGGGCUGGUUUACAGAUGAGACCUCAGCUUCAGCCAGGCAGUUCCACUGGCUGGUGGAGCAGAGCUCCAGUGAACAGCCUUUCCUCUGGAGACACGUGUGUGCCCAGCACGGUGUGGAGGGUUACUGUGGAUCUGAUAGAAACUAAAGGGGAGGAAAUGGCAGCUGGCAGGAGGCUGUGCUCUGGGUGUGAAGAGGAAGAGUGGUGGCUGGCAGUGGGGAGCAGCAGAGAUUGCACCCACAGCGGCUGGGGGACAGAGGGGCCUGCACCUGCUGGCUGCUGUCCCUUUGGUGGCACGGGUGACACAAGCUGUGUCUGUCUGCUGGAUGUUCGUGUCCCUCGUGCCGGAGGUGGCAGGGAAACACAGGGGAGUGGCAAUGAAGUGACAGGAGCUGGGUCCUGGUGGCCAGAGUCGGGGCAGGGCUCUGCAGGUACAUCCCACAGGCAGAGCACUCUGAUCAAGCCCAUCCCUAAGUCAAACCGCAAGUCCCUGCGGGUGGCAGGGUGUGUGUGUCCCCACCUGGGCUCAGCAGGAGCACCUCCGAUCAGCAGAUGGGUGUGGACAUCCCCCCUGCCGUGCCGCAGCGCCGCUUCCUCCAGGGGCUCCGUUCCCGGUGUGAAACAAAGCAGGCGUGGGGAGGUGGUGCCGCAGGAAGCUGGGGAAGUGGCAGGAGCCGCUGGGCAGGGCCCUGGUGGAGUGGGGAUGGCCAUCAGCAGCUCCCGGGGCAUUACUCAGGUCUCAGGGCCGAGUAUGUGGUCAGGAUGAAACCAGAGGAGGAAUCAGAGAAGAGAGGAGAUAAGAACUGGGCUGAGGCAAGAGAAGGGGAAGAGAGGGGAAGUCUGAGCACAGAGGAAACUGCCUGGCCCAGUGGUGCAGGGGUGAGGUCCCAGCAAGGCUUCAGCUGCCCUGGGCUGAGCAGUGACCCCGCAGUGCAGGGAGAGACAGAGGCUCCGGCCGAUCCCACCAGGCACCAGCACGGUCAGCAUGAGGCUGCUGGGAAGCAUGGAGCCCUGGCUGGCCAGCACCUUUCUGCCCCUGCUGCUCCUCACCUGGCUGCCAGUUGGAACAGCCAGUCAGAUGCUAAAGCCAGUCUCCACUGUGCACAUCGAGAUUGGUUUGGAGAAUCUCACAGUGCAGGUGAAGUGGUACAAUUCUGAAUGUCUGGAGAAGGAGAAUCAAACCAACACUGUGAUUCUGGGAGAAAACUGUAUGAAUUUCACCAGCUCAAGCCUGUGUACAGCCCACACAGGAAUCUGUGUGUCUGGGGUCUUCUUUACAACACCUAACUCAACAAAUGCUGGAAAUCAAACCAACACUGUGUUUGUGGGUGAAAACUGUAGGAAUUUCACCAACUCAAGCCUGUGUACAGCCUGCACAGGAAUCUGUGUGUGUGGGGUCUUCAUCACAAGACCAAACUCGACAGACACUGGGGACAGCACACAAGCAGCAUAUCUCAGUAAGUGGCAGUGGGUCUGUUUCCAUGGGGGAGAGGAGUGGGCAGAGCAGGACACUGCCUCCAGCACUCCUCUGGUUCUUCCAUGCUUUGCUUCCUCUCAAAGCAUCCUGAGAACUGGAGGAGCCAACCCAGCACAGCAGCUUUUGGCAGAUUCAUCCCACCAUGGGAUGGGGAGAUGGAGCUGGGGGGGACAGACCAUGGGCUGUUGGUUCUUUCCUAGGACCUGCCAUAUUCUCCAGCUGCAGCACAUCAGCCAACCACUGACAUGGCUGGAGCUGUGGUGGCAGGAAGGGGACAGCCAGGACUGUUGGGUCAAGUCUCCUGCUCCAAAGCAGAGCAGGGUGCAGGGUGUUCUCUGCCUCUGGACAGUCUUUCACUCGUGUUUCUGCCUUUCAGGCUGUGGCUGUGCAGGACCUCAGACUGGUGUCACAGGAAAGAUCUGGACAGGACUCAACCUCCUCCUGUGCACCCUCCUGGGCUUAGCGGUCGGGACGCUCCUUUACAUGCCGGUAAUUGCCUUCCUGCUGUGGCAGCGCAGAAGGGACAGAACAGGAGAGCUCAUGAGUGGGGAAGUGACAGAGGGGAAUCAGGCGAGUACGGCAGCCCCAGUGACAGGGACUGAGGAUCUGACCUAUGCCAACCUGAAUUUUGAAAAGAAGGGGACAGGAUCUGCCUCCUCCAAUGUCAUUUACACUGAGAUCAAGCCAUUGCAACAGAAGCAGAGUCGUGGGGAUGGCAGUGCUGCCUGCACAGAGGUGGAUGUCUCUCCCAAGGCAGAGGGCAAGUGAGGGAGGUGAGCAGCUUGUUAUCCACCUUUUCGGUCAUCCUCCUCAAAAGCCAGGUGUUAGCUCAUACAGCAGUGCAGUCUUGGGGACCAAAGACACCUAUUAUCCCUGAGUGGCUGCAGAACCCUGCUUUAUGUUCCCCUGAAGAAGCCAUGUCUCACAGUGAGGACAGGGCUCUUGAGCCCGUGUUCCCUUUGCCUUCUGCAGCUCCAAGCACUGCCAAGCCUCAGCAACUAUUUUCACUGUCUCCAGUUGCUGACAGGCUCCUCUAGCUGCUUGUUCCAUGUUCAGGAAUGGCACUGUACACUGUGUGGCCAGCAUGGUGUCUAGGAAGAGUUUGGUCCUGGAUGUGCUGGAUGGCACGUGCUGGCCAUGAGAAGUCUUAUAACAAUAUUCUGGAUUUUCUCUGGAGCAGGCACCUGCCGUGAUGAGGGGUGACCUUGGUUUCAUUCACUCACUUGAAACAUGGGGCAAGGAUGGAAAAGCAUUGCUUGCUUCACAGAGAUGCUGCUGCAGUGAUGCACAUGGGUCUGCUUUGUGCUGGGAAUAAAUAGGUGUUUUUGCUGGUUUGGUGGUGAAUACCCUUCUCAUGGGUAGUGCACUCUCUUCUGUACUCUUUUAUUGGUAAUGUUGUGUUUAUUGUGAGUUUUUCAGUAAAACUGUGAUUCCUACA